GAGGAGAGCUGCCCCACCACCUGCCCCGCGCUGCGGGCCGCCCGCAUGGCUCCCGGGCGCUGGAGAGACCGGGGGGGCUGCUGCUGCUGAGCAACACCACGCUGCUUUAAACUCGGCCUCAACUUAGCACGGCGAGCAGGGAUGGCAACACUGCCGGAGCUUCGGAGCUGCCAAGAGAGCCGGGGAACCUGGGUUUUGUUUGCCACUGUCUAAUAAAUGGGAGUAAAAUGGAAUUUCUUACCUGGGUUUUUCCUGCCUUGGUUCUACUGUGCACCCAACAGCACAGGUGUAUCAGAGCUAUGAAUGACAUCGGCGAUUACAUAGGUUCCAACAUCGAAAUAUCCUGGUUACCCAACCUGGAUGAUUUAAUGAAAGGGUAUGCACGUAAUUUCAGGCCUGGGAUCGGAGGUCCUCCUGUUAAUGUUGCUCUUGCAAUUGAAGUAGCCAGCAUUGACCACAUCUCAGAAGUGAACAUGGAAUAUACAAUGACGGUAUUUUUGCACCAGAGCUGGCGAGAUGAACGUCUGUCUUACAACCACACCAAUGAAACUUUGGGCUUAGACAGCCGGUUUGUGGACAAGCUCUGGUUGCCAGAUACUUUCAUAGUAAAUGCCAAGUCUGCCUGGUUCCAUGAUGUGACUGUGGAAAACAAACUUAUCAGGCUCCAGCCAGACGGAGUCAUUUUAUACAGCAUCAGGAUUACCUCGACGGUGGCCUGCGACAUGGACCUUUCCAAGUAUCCAAUGGAUGAGCAAGAAUGCAUGUUGGAUUUGGAGAGCUAUGGCUACUCUUCAGAGGACAUCGUCUACCACUGGUCAGAAAACCAGGAGGAGAUCCAUGGGCUGGAUAAGCUGCAGCUUGCUCAAUUCACAAUUACCAAUUACCAGUUCACAACAGAAAUGAUGAACUUCAAAUCUGCAGGUCAGUUUCCCAGGCUCAGUCUCCACUUCCACCUUCGGCGAAAUCGAGGAGUUUACAUCAUUCAGUCUUACGUUCCUUCUAUCUUACUAGUGGCCAUGUCGUGGGUAUCCUUCUGGAUCAGUCAGUCAGCUGUGCCUGCCAGAGUGUCAUUAGGUAUAACUACUGUUCUUACUAUGACUACACUGAUGGUCAGUGCCCGAUCUUCGCUUCCACGAGCAUCUGCCAUCAAGGCACUUGACGUUUACUUCUGGAUUUGCUAUGUGUUUGUCUUCGCUGCACUGGUAGAAUAUGCAUUCGCACAUUUCAAUGCUGACUACAUGAAAAAGCAAAAGAACAAGAUAAAGGCAAGAAGGCAGAGUGGAGAGGUAAAUGUGAAGAACGCCAUUGUUCUGUUUUCCCUUUCCAUAGCUGGUGUGAACCAGGAACUGGCCAUUUCCAAUAGGCAGCACCGAAUUCCCAGAAGCCUGCCUGGAUCAUAUGGCACAAUAGAAAUCGAAACUGGAGAGACAAAACAGCGACAAAUAAUGAAACUGGAUAAAAAGAGUGGUCUGAAGUCCCUCUUUAAGCCCAUUGAUGCUGAUACCAUUGAUAUAUAUGCCAGAGCCGUGUUCCCAGCAGCCUUUGCAGCAGUCAAUGUUAUAUACUGGGUUGCAUACACAAUGUAAAAAAAAAAAAAAAAAGAAAGAAAAUCCAUUUGAAGAGCUACAAAUUGAACAAUACCUACAGACUAAAAAGCCCUUGCUGAGACUGUAUUGAUCAUCUCUUCUCAAAAUAUUUUCCAAUGAGCUCGAGACAUUUCUAAGGUCAAGAAAGUCCUGUGAUCAAUUCCUACUAAAAGCAGCAAUUUAUUACCGAUCUGAUUUGGUACAGUAAUAACUGCACUCUGCCAAACAAUCCCAGCUCCUUAUUUUCUGUAUUACCAUGAGACGAUUUUUCAUAUGUACAUAUUUGCAGCAAAAGUUUAAAUCUUAAAUUACCGUUGUUUUCCUCCACUUUAAGGGUUGAUCAGUGAUGAAGAUUUGGCUUUUCACAGUCAGAUCAUUUCCUUUUUUUGUGACAGAAGAGCUAAUUCCUCACUUC
Messenger RNA from Pelecanus crispus (Dalmatian pelican), 2001 nucleotides. It is a transcript of the gene GABRD, whose product is annotated as gamma-aminobutyric acid type A receptor subunit delta. Gene Ontology annotation, cellular component: membrane. Lineage: Eukaryota; Metazoa; Chordata; Aves; Pelecaniformes; Pelecanidae. Gene Ontology annotation, biological process: monoatomic ion transmembrane transport. Gene Ontology annotation, molecular function: extracellular ligand-gated monoatomic ion channel activity; GABA-A receptor activity. The record is from RefSeq and is a predicted model, not a curated record.